AUGCCCAUUUAUGAUUACAUUUAUGGUACCAUGGACAAGACUACAGACACCACCUAUGAGAUUGCAUUGAAGAGAGAAGAAAUCUCACCUGAUGUGGUUCAUCUAACACACCUUACAACCCCAGAAUCAAUCUAUCAUCUAAGGUUGGGAUUUGCUUCCUUAUCCUCCAAACCCCAAUCUUCAACAUGGUACCUCUAUUUGAUGUGGCCUUUCACUCUUUGGACUGUUCUUGUCACUUGGUUUUAUGGUCAAACAUUUGUCAUUGAGAGGAAUGCUUUCAAAAUGCUCAAUUUGCAAUCAUGGGUUAUACCUAGAUUCCAUGUACAAUACCUUUUUAAAUGGCAAAGUGAAUCACUAAACAAGCUUAUAGAAGACGCAAUACUUCAGGCAGAGUCAAGCCAAGCAAAGGUUUUAAGUCUCGGUCUUUCAAACCAGGGAGAUUCACUGAAUAAAUAUGGUGAGCUUUACAUCAAAAGAUUUCCAGAGCUUAAGAUAAAGAUUGUGGAUGGAAGUAGCUUAGUUGUGGCUACUGUUCUUAACAGUAUUCCUAAAGAAGCAAGUCAAGUGCUUCUUUGUGGCAAACCUAAUAAGGUUUCAUAUGCCAUUGCCAGUGCUUUAUGUGAAAGGGGUACAAAGGUUACAACUAUGUAUAAGGAUGAAUAUGAUACUCUUCAGUUGAGACUGUCCAAGGAGUCCAAAAACAACUUGGUUUUCCCAGGAUCCUACACUGCAAAGAUUUGGCUAGUAGGAGAACAAUGUAAUGAGGUUGAACAAAAAAAGGCACCAAAAGGAUCAUUGUUCAUUCCUAUUUCCCAAUUCCCUCCAAAGAAACUUCGGAAAGAUUGCUUCUACCAUAGCACACCAGCCAUGAUUGCUCCCCCUUCUUUUGUUAACGUCGACUCUUGUGAGCCAACACCUCCUACUGAAGGAGAUCCAUGUGAGAAACAUGCAUAA
This is a messenger RNA of Sphenostylis stenocarpa, 954 nucleotides long. The record is from the annotation of a GenBank genome assembly. Lineage: Eukaryota; Viridiplantae; Streptophyta; Magnoliopsida; Fabales; Fabaceae.